Archocentrus centrarchus (flier cichlid) is the source of this 2908-nucleotide messenger RNA. RefSeq names its product poly (ADP-ribose) polymerase family, member 12a (gene parp12a). Gene Ontology annotation, molecular function: metal ion binding; NAD+ poly-ADP-ribosyltransferase activity. Bases 71 to 2164 code for a protein of 697 amino acids. Gene Ontology annotation, cellular component: nucleus. Lineage: Eukaryota; Metazoa; Chordata; Actinopteri; Cichliformes; Cichlidae. The transcript is spliced from 11 exons. The record is from RefSeq and is a predicted model, not a curated record.
CGUAGCUAGAACGGUGGGGAUCUAGGUCACAGCUCUAAAUCUUGGCUAAACGAGCUGAAGUCGUUGCAGGAUGACAUCGGCUCUCUCUAAAUUCAUUAUCAAGACCCUGUGCGACAACCAGGGGUGUUUGGACUUCGGGAAAUUAGAAGAGAAACUCGCACAGAAAUUCACGGUUGCGGAAACGGUCCUGCGCGCUGUCCUCUUUGACGACGGUAAAAUUGCCAUUAAAGAAAGCAGAAAGAGAGCCAGUAAAAUCAUCAGCCCGGAUAGUCUGGUAGUGGCUAAAACCAACCUGCGGCUCUGCCAGAAAAGACCCGGAGAGUGUCCGCAGUGCGAUGGCUUACACCUGUGCAAGUAUUUUGUUUGCGGAGAGUGCACUUUCGGAGGCAAGUGUAAAAAUCCGCACAGCUUGGCUUCCCCAUACAAUGCAGAGCUUUUGAAGAGGUACAAUCUUCAUGAUUUCACAGAGAAACAGCUGUUCCAACUGUUACUGCAGAAUGAUCCUUUUCUGCUUCCUGAGAUAUGCCCGCAUUACAACAAGGGCAACGGUCAGCAUGGCUCCUGUAAAUUCACCACCUCCUGCACCAAGCUCCAUGUCUGCCAGCACUUUUUCCAGGGUGACUGCAAGUUCGGCUCUUCAUGUAAAAGAAACCAUGGCUUAGAUGAGCACGCAAUGAAGCUCUUCAGAGGAUUCAGUCAGGAGAAUAUUGGAAACCUUCCCAAGAUCUACAGAAAUAAACUCAUCAUCACGGGCCAACAGGAGAAAGUAGCUACUGGUGUCACUGCACUAACAGAGGUGAGAACCUCAGCUCAGCAGCAUUCCCAGCAGCCUUCCAGCAUCAAUCCUGGAUCCCCAACCAGUUCUGCUUGUCCACCUAAGCCACUGAGCAAUGCUGACAUGAAUGAAAUCUGCCUCUAUUUCAUUCGCAGGCACUGCAGCUUCAAAGAUAAGUGUGCUCGUGUCCACUGGCACCUGCCUUACAGAUGGCAGGUCUUAGACACUGAUGGAGUAACCUGGAAGGAUUUGCCCACUAUGGAGGAAAUUGAGAAGGCAUACUGUGACCCAGCACGAGACACAAGCUGCACAGAUCAGCCAUCGUCUGCUUUAGGAAUUUUCAGAUAUCUGUCUCUUCAGAGCCAUUCAUCCCCUCUUGAGCAGUCAGUGGACUUCAGGACCAUGAGAUAUGGAGGAUCUCUAGUUCGUCGCCUGUCCACUGCCUCCUCUGUCUCGAAACCCCCUCACUACAUUCUCACAACACAGUGGGCCUGGUACUGGAAGGAUGACAGCGGGAAAUGGCUUGAAUAUGGACAGGGUGAGGAAUCAUCAGUGACUUCAGAAACCCUGGAGAAUAUAUACCUGGCAGACAGAGAUACAGAGAUUCCUUUUAGUGCUGGCAAACAGCAAUAUGUUUUCCGCUUCAAAGAUGAAGCAGGAAACCAGCUUAUGUGUCAGCAGAAUAUAAAAUACAAAACUAAGAGAGAGGUCAGAAGGAGGCCUCGCUUUGUAUCUGCUCAAGACGUGGAGGACAAGCUGAAGUGUACAUCAUCAAAGAGCUCCAGCUCCUCCACAGCUGAAAGUCUACCACCCCACUGGGACAAAAACGCCAUACCUGAGUUUGGAUAUAAGCUCAUAUGUCUCCCCCAGUCUGCACCAGAUUAUAAUCUGAUUGAGUCACUGUUUAGACGCACCAUGCCUCAGAGUAAAAUUAACAGCAUCCAGAGGAUUCAGAACCCCUCUCUGUGGAAAGUCUUUCAGUGGCAGAAAGAGCAGAUGAAGGAGAGGAACGGAGGAGAACCUGCAAUGCUGUACUUGUUCCAUGGGACUGAUGAGCCUCUGAUAGAGGCCAUCUGUGAGCAGAACUUUGACUGGAGGAUGUGUGGCGUCCAUGGCACAGCCUAUGGCAAAGGGAGCUACUUUGCCAAAGAUGCAUCUUACUCAGACAGAUAUGCCAGUGUCAAAGGAGGGCCAAGGAAGAUCAUGUUUGUUGCACUGGUCCUGGUAGGCCAGUACACCAAGGGGAGAAGCAGCUACGUUCGCCCGCCGCUUAAACCGAACGGCAGAACUCUCUAUGAUAGUUGCGUUGACUCUGCGGACAACCCUGGUAUUUAUGUCGUCUUUGAAAAACAGCAGAUUUAUCCAGAGUACAUUAUCAAAUACUCAUAAGUCCCGAUGGUGCGUUUCCUUUUUCUGGAUGUUCUUUUGUUUAGUGGUGGAUUUUUAAGUUUUGCAUUUGUAGAAUGAUUUCAAACUUUUAUUAGUUAAUAGGGACAAGCUUAAAUUUUACAUUUUAAUUAAUCAGAGCACAUAUUCAUGUAUGGUUUUUUACUUUUCAAGUUAGCUUCUUACUGCUGUGACACAAUGUUUUCAGCGAUAGUGACAGGAAUUUCUAGUGUCCGUUUUACAUGCAGUGGCACUUAAAGGCCUGAACAUCAUGGCGAUUCAAUAAAGGGCCGUAUCCAUGAUUGUGGUGAUUUCUCCAAAUCCUGUAACUCUUUUAAUCAUACUGUGUCUGAAGCUAAAUUCUUUCCACAGUGAGAAAGGUUGUCAUAAUACUGGUAAACUAUUUGAUUAUAGUAUGCAGUAUUUUUUGCUUUUGAUAUGAAACAGCUUCUCUGGGGUGUUCGUUUUAUAUACAGAACCAGUCAAAAUUUGGACACACCUUCUCAUUCAAUGUUUUUCUUUCUUUUUUUUUUUUUUUUCCUACAUUGUAAAUUAAUACUGAAGUCUUCCAGACCAUAAAGGAACACAUAAGGAAUCAUAUACUAAACUUAUAAGUGUUAAACCAAAACAUGUCUUAGAUUUUAGAUUCUUCAAAGUAGGCACCUUUUACUUUGAUUACAGCUUUGCUCACUCUUGGCAUUCUCUCAAUCAGCUUCAUGAGGUCAUCACCUGAAAUGGUUUUCCAAC